Messenger RNA from Phycodurus eques (leafy seadragon), 789 nucleotides. It is a transcript of the gene atoh1a, whose product is annotated as atonal bHLH transcription factor 1a. Lineage: Eukaryota; Metazoa; Chordata; Actinopteri; Syngnathiformes; Syngnathidae. Bases 1 to 789 code for a protein of 262 amino acids. The record is from RefSeq and is a predicted model, not a curated record. Gene Ontology annotation, molecular function: protein dimerization activity. The transcript has 2 exons.
AUGGACGUCCUGAGCGUGGCAGACUGGUGUCAGGACGCCGAGGAGGCGAGCUUUGAAAGCGACCCACGCGACUGGCUCGCUUCCCGCGAGACACGCGACACUUCGGCGGACUACCUCGGACAUUCGCCCUGCUCCAGCGCUGGCUCAUAUCACGAGAGUGGCUCGCCGGACUACGCGGGCCACCGCAGCCCUCCCAGCGCCCGCAAAGCGGCCGAGGGCUCGCUCAAAGUCCGGGAUCUGUGCCUCCUGAAGGGCCUGGCGGUCCCCGGGGCCGAGCAGGACGCGAACGCCCGGCAGAGGGCCCCGUCCGGCAAGCCCGCCACCGGCGUGCAGCGGCAGAGGCGCGUCGCCGCCAACGCCCGGGAGCGACGGCGCAUGCACGGCCUGAACCACGCCUUCGACGCGCUCCGCAACGUCAUCCCGGCGCUGGACAACGACAAGAAGCUGUCCAAGUACGAGACGCUACAGAUGGCGCAGAUUUACAUCAACGCCCUGGCGGAGCUCCUGCAGGACCCGGCGGCGUCUUCUUCGACCGACGGCGGGGCUCCGCAGUCGGCGAGCAACUCCUCCGAAGGUCAGCUGGCCGCGCACAUCGACGCCAUGUCGCUGCACGCCGCCUUCGACGACGUGUCGUUCGCCGCCUUGCAGGUGGAGGAAGCCGGCGGCUCCCCUCCAGCGGCGCAGGCGGACUCGCCCCGCAGCGACGGCGAGUUUUCCCCGCACUCCCACUUCAGUGACUCGGAUGAGAUGGCGGUGGAGGAGGACGAGCUCCACGCGGUUUCUUUCUAA